UUCAAGAUGGCGGACCUCUUAGGCUCUAUCCUAAGCUCCAUGGAGAAACCUCCAACUGUCGGCGACAAGGAAAGCCGACGAAAAGCAAGAGAACAAGCAGCCAGAAUGAAAAAGAUGCAAGAGGAUGAGAAGAGAAAGAAAGCUGAAUUUAGAAAAAAGAUGGAGAAGGAGAUCUCUGAUUUUAUUCAGGACAGUGACAUACAAAAAAAGAAAUAUGAGCCUAUGGGAAAGAUCGAGAGGAGCAUCCUCCAUGAUGUUGCAGAAGUGGCGGGUUUGACUUCGUUUUCUUUUGGUGAGGAUGAAGAGAGCAGAUACGUCAUGUUGUUCAAGAAGGAGUUUGCUCCAUCAGAUGAAGAAUUGGAUGCUUACAGAAAGGGAGAGGAAUGGAAUCCCCAGAAAGCUGAGGAGAAACGUCGAUUAAAGGAACUUGCUGCAUUGGAGGAGGAGUCCGCCAACCGUGCACAGAAAAGGCCUGCAUCUCCCAGCUCAAAUUACAGGGACAAGUACAGUCAUUUGAUUGGUACUUCCGCUGCAAAAGAUGCUGCGCACACGCUUGAGGCCAAUCAGGCAUAUGGCUGUGUGCCCGUGGCCAACAAGAGAGACACUCGCUCUAUUGAAGAGGCCAUGAAUGCAAUCAGGGCCAAAAAACGACAGAAGAAAGACGAUGAGACUGGGGCAGGCAGUAGCAAUGCCAGUUUGUGAGAGAGUGCAAGAGAAAGAGAGUGUGUGUGUGUGUCUGUCUGUCUGUCUGUCUGUCUGUCUGUCUGUCUGUCUGCGUGCACAUGCGUGUGUGUGUGUGUGUGUAUAUAUGGGUGUCCAAAUAGUUCUGCUGACCUUAGAGAUUUAACUGAGUAUACUUUUUAAAGCGACAUAUACUUGUACUUGUAUCAUGUACAGUGUUAACCUACAAACAGAAAGAUGUACACAAGCAAUUAUGCAACCAAAUGUCAUUAUUUUAAGGCAGUUGUAUAAGGGAGUGCCUUUCCAUCUCACUGGAUGUUCUAAAUGAUUAUCUGUUCCAUUCUUCUACACUGUGUUUAGUCAUCCAGUGAUGGAGCUGAGGCCCUGAGGAGUACUGUGCCACAUGUCAGCGUUUUUUAUUGUUUUAACCUGGUCUGCACACCUCUUUUAAUUGUUGUGUAAAAAUUCCCUGUAAAGUAUUUGUGUAUAAAACGGCACAGGCUCGCAGGAUUAAUGGAAGUUGUGAAACUGUGUACUGUACAGUCAUUCUAUAGUUCAUCUGUCAGCAGUAAUGGGGAGGGAGGGGUGGGGGUGGUAUUAGUGUUUGAGGUGUGUAUUUUGUGAUUUGUUUUUAACUAUCAAUUCGAACUGUUCUUGUCAGAAUUUAUUGUAUCCACUUAGGGGUUUUUUUCUUGAAAUAAACAUGGCUGUUGACCAUUACACUUUUUAAUGUGUAGUAUGUCUUGGUCUCCAAUAUUUUUUUUUAUCUGUUUUCAUUUACCUUAUUUUCUCUCUUCUUCCCUUAUACUGAGCUAAGGAGAAAUGGCCUUAAGACUCCUACAAAUUCUGCAAUAUUGAGUUUGUAUGUCAUGUACAUUAUUGAACCCUAUGUAUUAACUUCAUCAACC
Molecule: messenger RNA, 1589 nt
Organism: Sardina pilchardus (European sardine)
Lineage: Eukaryota; Metazoa; Chordata; Actinopteri; Clupeiformes; Clupeidae
Gene: spag7
Product: sperm associated antigen 7
Exons: 7
Coding region: 7-702 (231 amino acids)
Molecular function (GO): nucleic acid binding
Source: RefSeq, a predicted model, not a curated record